Molecule: messenger RNA, 4071 nt
Organism: Nerophis lumbriciformis (worm pipefish)
Lineage: Eukaryota; Metazoa; Chordata; Actinopteri; Syngnathiformes; Syngnathidae
Gene: noctb
Product: nocturnin b
Biological process (GO): circadian rhythm
Molecular function (GO): poly(A)-specific ribonuclease activity
Source: RefSeq, a predicted model, not a curated record
GUAAACUCUGUUGAGUCAGAUAUCUGCUCACUCUUCUGGAUAGCCUCUGCUACGCUACACGUAAUUUACUGAACUUUACAACAGGACUUGGAAAAAGAACCAUCUUGAACACACAGUGGACAUAAUGGAAACAAUGGGUUAUCCAAUGGGUAUAGGGCCCGCCAGGCUGUACAGCACGUUGGCUCACACUCUCAGCAGUAGCCAUCGGGCCCCCCUCCCUCUGACCCACCUGGACCCUCACCAGCCUGCGGACACAACGCUCGAUUCAGAUUUCUGCCAGGAGCAGAAGGGGUCCCCAGUUAGUCCCCUGGAUCUCGUGGAGGUGCUGCAGCAGUGCGAAGAGGCCCUCAGAGACGGACCACCGCGCUACCACAGAACUUUCAUAUCGCAAAGCGAUGGCGACAGCAGCGCUAUUCGAGUCAUGCAGUGGAACAUUCUGGCACAAGCUCUCGGUGAAGGACUUGACAGUUUUGUGCAGUGUCCCCUGGAGGCCCUCAGCUGGUCCCGAAGGAAGUAUCUGAUCUUGGAGGAGAUCCUUACCUACCGACCGCACAUCCUGUGUCUGCAGGAAGUGGACCACUACUUUGACACCUUUCAGCCCAUUCUGGCCCGUCUGGGUUACAGAAGCAUGUUCUGUCCUAAGCCUUGGUCGCCGUGUUUAGACGUGGAGGGCAACAACGGCCCCGACGGUUGUGCGCUGUUUUUUGACGAGUCCCGUUUUGAGUUUUUGGACUGUGUGAGCCUACAGCUGUCUGCUAUGAGAAUUCCGACCAAUCAGGUUGCUUUGGUGGUGAUGCUGCGCUGUCAAAGCACAAGGAGGCGCGUGUGUGUGGCCGUGACUCACCUGAAAGCACGUGCCGGCUGGGAGUGGCUGCGCAGCGCCCAGGGAUCAGACCUCUUGCGUCAAGUCCAAAACGUGGUCCAGAAACACGCGCUCAGAACAUCAGACGGCCCCAACUCCCAAGUCCCUCUCAUCAUUUGUGGGGAUUUUAAUGCCGUCCCGACUGAGGACGUGUACCGCCAUUUUCUGACCUCUCCUCUUGGUUUAGACUCCGCCUACAAGAAACUCAGCCAAAACAGUUUGACAGAACCACGGUACACGACGUGGAAGAUUCGCCCCACAGGGGAGUGCUGCGCUACUCUGGACUAUAUUUGGUACACUCAGGACUUGUUGACUGUGGAUGCGGUCUUGGACUUCCCCUCAGAAGAAGAUAUUGGUCCAAACAGGCUCCCAUCCUUCAGGUACCCUUCAGACCAUCUCUCACUGGUUUGUGAUUUCAGCUUUAAGGAGAAGCAAUGAAGAAUGAGUAAAUCAGUUAGAUGUGCGUGUUAAUAAAUAAAUAAUACGCACAUAACAAUUUAACUCAUAAAUAAUAAUUUCAAAUAUUGUAAAGAUGAACAAAAAAAAAAAGUUGUAUAUACUGAUAAACAUUUUGUCCCAAAAAAGAUUACAGUAUUUUUAUGUUAUCUAUUUAAUUUAAAAAAGUAUAACAUUUAUAUUUUUAUAAUUAUAUAUUGUAUGUAUUUCUGCCUGUGCCUCGACUUUAGGUAGAAAUGGACUGAAGCACUAACUAGCGUUGCCAGAUGGAUAUUUAUUGCACCAGUCUCUUCAAAUGGUUGUACGUACAGUAAUCUGCCUGAUUUGACUUAUUCAGUACCAUCGUCACCUCACGCUGUUACAGUGUAGCUGGGAACACUUGGAAAAACUGCCGUAUUUUCCAGACUAUGACUACUUUUUUCCAACGCUUUGAACCUGCGGCUGAGCAAACAGUGCAGGUAAUUUAAGGAUUUUUCUUCACUAACGGCCAUAAUUCAACAAAUAGUUUUCGUAUUCCGCCAACAGAGACACUGAAAAGGUGCGUUAUUGAUUUCGCUAUGGCGCCAGUUCGCUCACUGCCGAGUCUGCGGGUUUAAAAUGUUUCUUACUUUUUCGUGCCGAAAGUAUUUGUCCGUAGCGUUUCUGCUCAAACGGAUUCUUCAUUCAUCACUCCAAGCAACAUUUGUAAGUUUACAAUAUAAGUAAAAAAAUUCAUACUUUCUAAACCGUCCCAUGUGUGAUGUUUGUAGAAGUGUUGUCAUGCAUAUUAGUACAUGCUAUUGUAGUGUUUUAAAGCUAGCAUCGUUAGCAUUAGCGAAUAUGCUAACCUGUUUUACAAGUGUUAGUAUUAUUAACUUACAAUGGCAUUCUUUUUGUAUUUAUUCAGUUUCGUAAAUCCACCACACGUCACCAUGGAGUUAUUGAGUCUGUUUAGCUGGUUGAAGAGCUAUUUUCCGCAGCUAGUGGGUCCAUGACGAUGACUUCUGUUUUGUUUGGUCAGCCGUUUAAUUGCUGUGUUACAGACACCAUUUAGAAACAAAGUAUAUAAAUAAACAUUUACAAAAUGCAAAUUCAGCCCUUUGAGACACUCGUGAUUUAGGGCUAUAGAAGUAAACAUUGACUGAUUGAUGAUUGAUUGAAAAUCGUUCAUACCGUUACAUAUCUGCGGCUUGUAGUCUUAUGCCGCUAAAAUAUUUAAUUCUUCUAAAAUUUGGUGGGUGCGGCUUAACUACCGGUGCACUUUUACAGUACUUUUGACAUGAAUACUCAUUAGUAUGUAGUUUAUAAAUAUAACCACUAGUACAUGUCUGAAUACUUUAAGUGCAUGUAUAAAUGUGUAGAGUGAAUAUUAAAAGUCCUAUUUACAUACGUUCUGAAUCACAGGUGUCAAACUCAAGGCUCGGGUGCUAGAUUUGGCCAGCCAAAUAAUUUUAUUGUGGCCCUGCACAACAUUUAUGUGGCCUACAAAAGGCUGGGGGGACAUUUUCUGGCUAAAUGUAUUAGUUCCUUUAAUUUUGACAUACAAAUGUACUCCAUAUGUUUUACACUUUAAUAAUAUCUGACCAUGCAUGCAACAAGAUGUUCCAGGCAUUGUUUUUGGUUCUCAAAAAUGUAUAUUUAAAUAUCUGCUUGUCAACUUGACUUGUGAUUUCAAAGCGAGAUAUUAAUCAAUCUGUAAGUAAAAGAUAUAAUAACCGAAAAGUUUCCUAUGCAAAUUGUGUAACGAUUCAUAAACAUUCACUGUUUCAAACGGCCCUCAGGUGGCAGCCAUAAUUGCAAUGUAGCCUUCAGUUAAAAGGAGUGUGACACCACUGUUCCACAUGGUCUAACAAACCAUUGACAAUACUUAAAUAUAAUGUAGAAAAGCUGAAUUAAAAAGUAUAAAAAUGCCACCAUUUAGAGAUGAGCUUGUUAAUAUAUAUAUAUAAAACAUUUAUAAAUGUUUAUAUAAACUAUAUACUAAUGAGUAGUAAUGUCAAAAUAUGCUUUAUAAAUGAUAAAUUCAGUGUUUACUAAUGCUUAGAAGUGUGUGCUGACUAUAUAGUGCUACCAUGUAUCUUAAUAAUGCAGUUUUACCUUUAAAUACACAGCGCCCCCACCUGGUUGUAAAUAGGAAGGUGAGUGAAUGCACACUUUUAGCUGCAGUGUGUGUUUCCAGGGUCAAUUUAACAUACAUUCUAGGAUAUUGCGAACUAUUGAUCAUACGGAGGGUGAAAUGAUCGUCCAAAUACUAUAACUAUCGUACAUCUGGCAACGCUAGCACUACCUUGUCUUUUAACAAUGCUUGUGUUUUUUCAUUGGCACUCUGCCAUUCUUACACUUUGAAGUGCAGUCACAGUGAGAGUUUCCAGUAAGUGCAGUAAUGGAUUCAUGACAGCGCUACACACUAACUGAACACAAUAUACUUGUACUACUACUGACUGAAGUGGUCCUUUUGAGACGCGACUACAGACUAUGUACUGUGUAUUGUAUGCAUGGCUGCAUCAAUUAAAAAAAAAAACCACGUAGGUUUAUAUUCUGAUGUUUCGACGAGUGUAACUAUUACAACAAACCAAUACAGCAUGGAGUGCAUGGAACUUUAAAUAUGCAGACAUGGUUUCUGCAUAGUCGCUACAAUAAAGUGCACGUGAGAGUGAUGGUUUGAUUCAUGUUUUAAGUGCUAUUUAAAUGUUGAUGUGCAUGUAUUUGGUGGAAAAUAAUGAGGUGAUGGUAAGCAGAAAAUUUGUUUUCCCUAAAAUACCCAAUGGUGUGUU